AGGGGUCGAGGGUGUCGGGGCUCGAGCAACAUGGGCGGAGGGAGGAAACGGAGGAAGGAGGCGUGAGGAGCCGGUGCUGCCCUGCGCUGCCGGGGACGGGGCUGGGGUGCGGAUUCUCAGCCCGAGCCACCAUGUCGGACAAGAUGUCCAGCUUCCUCUACAUCGGCGACAUCGUAUCCCUCUACGCCGAGGGCUCCGUCAACGGCUUCAUCAGCACGCUGGGAUUAGUGGAUGAUAGAUGUGUGGUUCAGCCAGAGGCAGGGGACCUUGCUAACCCUCCCAAGAAGUUCAGAGACUGCCUUUUCAAGGUGUGUCCUAUGAACCGGUAUUCGGCACAAAAGCAGUACUGGAAAGCCAAACAGGCGAAGCAAGGAAACCACACAGAAGCAGCAUUACUUAAGAAACUACAACAUGCAGCAGAACUAGAGCAGAAGCAGAAUGAAAGUGAGAACAGAAAGUUGUUGGGUGAAAUCGUCAAAUACAGCAAUGUUAUACAGUUACUGCACAUAAAAAGCAACAAAUACCUCACAGUCAAUAAGAGAUUACCAGCUCUGUUGGAGAAGAAUGCUAUGCGGGUCUCACUGGAUACUGCAGGGAAUGAGGGGUCGUGGUUUUACAUCCAGCCAUUUUGGAAACUGAGGAGUGAAGGGGACAAUGUUGUUGUGGGGGACAAAGUUGUAUUGAUGCCAGUCAAUGCAGGACAGCCUCUGCAUGCCAGCAGUAUAGAGCUUUUGGAUAACCCAGGCUGCAAGGAGGUAAAUGCUGUAAAUUGCAAUACAAGCUGGAAAAUAACUUUGUUCAUGAAAUACAGUAGCUACCGAGAUGAUGUACUUAAAGGAGGAGAUGUUGUUAGACUGUUUCAUGCAGAGCAAGAGAAGUUUCUGACUUGUGAUGAAUAUGAGAAGAAUCAAUAUAUAUUUCUUCGCACAACAUUGCGUCAGUCAGCCACUUCUGCAACAAGUUCCAAAGCGCUGUGGGAAAUAGAGGUUGUACAUCAUGAUCCAUGCCGGGGAGGAGCAGGACAAUGGAAUAGCUUGUUCAGAUUUAAACAUCUAGCAACUGGGAACUACUUAGCUGCAGAGCUUAAUCCACAUUAUCCAGAGGGCAGUAAUGAAGGAAAGGUCCAGCAGAGAGAUGGCGACCUUCCUGCUUCAAAGAAGAAACGCCAAGCAGGGGAGAAGAUUAUGUAUACUUUGGUCUCUGUACCACAUGGAAAUGACAUUGCAUCUCUCUUUGAACUGGAUGCCACCACUCUUCAGAGAGCUGAUUGCCUGGUUCCAAGGAACUCUUAUGUGAGACUGAGGCACUUAUGCACUAAUACCUGGGUGACCAGCACUAGCAUUCCAAUAGACACAGAUGAAGAGAGACCUGUAAUGUUGAAGAUUGGGACGUGCCAAACAAAAGAAGACAAGGAAGCUUUUGCCAUUAUUUCAGUUCCUCUGUCUGAGGUCAGAGACUUGGAUUUUGCCAAUGAUGCCAACAAAGUGUUAGCUUCAACUGUUAAAAAGUUGGAGAAUGGAACAAUAACACAAAAUGAAAGGAGGUUUGUAACCAAGCUGCUGGAAGAUCUCAUUUUCUUUGUUGCUGAUAUACCUAAUAAUGGGCAGGAAGUUUUGGAUGUGGUUGUCACCAAGCCAAACCGAGAAAGGCAGAAGUUAAUGAGGGAACAAAAUAUCUUAGCCCAGAUAUUUGGGAUUCUCAAAGCUCCUUUUAAGGACAAAGGAGGAGAAGGAUCAAUGCUGAGACUUGAAGAUCUUGGUGACCAGAGAUAUGCUCCAUACAAAUAUGUGUUAAGGCUAUGUUACAGGGUACUCAGACAUUCCCAGCAGGACUAUAGGAAAAAUCAGGAAUAUAUUGCUAAGAACUUCUGUGUCAUGCAGUCCCAGAUUGGCUAUGAUAUUCUGGCAGAAGACACCAUCACAGCUUUGUUACACAACAACAGAAAGCUACUAGAGAAACACAUCACGGCAAAGGAAAUAGAGACAUUUGUUAGUUUACUCAGGAGGAAUCGAGAGCCAAGGUUCUUGGAUUAUCUAUCAGACCUAUGUGUUUCUAACACAACUGCAAUACCAGUAACUCAGGAGCUCAUCUGCAAGUUUAUGCUGAGUCCGGGAAAUGCUGACAUUCUCAUUCAAACCAAGCUGGUUUCAGCGCAGAUAGACAAUCCCUUGGAAUGUUCAGUCAUCCCCGAUGAUAUUGACGAGGAAGAAGUUUGGUUGUAUUGGAUUGACAGCAACAAAGAACCUCAUGGCAAAGCUAUCAGACAUCUUGCUCAGGAGGCUAAGGAAGGCACAAAAGCUGAUUUGGAAGUUCUUACUUAUUACAGGUACCAGUUAAACCUCUUCGCAAGAAUGUGCCUUGACCGCCAAUACCUAGCCAUAAACCAGAUUUCUACUCAGUUGUCAGUAGAUUUGAUCCUGCGAUGCGUGUCUGAUGAAAGCCUUCCAUAUGACCUACGGGCUUCUUUUUGUCGUCUUAUGCUACACAUGCAUGUAGACAGAGAUCCACAGGAAACUGUAGUUCCUGUCAAAUAUGCCAGAUUAUGGACAGAAAUUCCUACCAAGAUCACAAUCCACGAGUAUGAUUCUUUCACAGAUUCCUCAAGAAAUGAAAUGAAAAGGAAAUUUGCUCUGACUAUGGAAUUUGUAGAAGAGUACUUGAAAGAAGUUGUAAAUCAGCCAUUUCCUUUUGGGGACAAAGAGAAAAACAAACUUACAUUUGAGGUGGUACAUCUGGCUCGAAACCUCAUAUAUUUUGGCUUUUAUAGUUUCAGUGAGCUACUCAGACUUACUAGGACCCUACUAGCUAUUCUAGAUAUUGUUCAGGUUCCUAUGUCAUCAUACUUCGAAAGACUAAGCAAAUUUCAGGACGGAGGUGAGCAAAGAGGAAACAACGUUAUGAGGACUAUCCAUGGUGUGGGAGAGAUGAUGACACAAAUGGUGCUGAGCAGAGGAUCUAUCUUUCCUAUCAGCACUCCUGAUGUGCCACCAAGCAUCCACCCAAGCAAGCAAGCCAGUACCACGGAAAGUGAAGAUGUGAUUGUGAUGGACACCAAAUUAAAAAUCAUUGAGAUUCUACAGUUUAUCCUUAGUGUUAGACUGGACUAUAGAAUAUCCUACAUGCUGUCUGUCUACAAGAGAGAGUUUGGAGAAAACAGUGAAAAUGUUGAUAGCUCCUCAGUCUCUCCCCCAGACUCACCAGGGAUUGUUUCAGCUAUUGUUCCUGACAUAGAUGAAAUUGCAGCUCAGGCUGAAACCAUGUUUGCUGGCAGAAAAGAAAAAAAUCCUGUAGAGCUGGAUGAUGAGGGCGGCAGAACAUUUUUGCGGGUUCUCAUUCACCUUAUUAUGCACGACUAUCCUCCUUUGCUAUCGGGGGCCCUUCACCUGCUAUUUAAACACUUCAGUCAAAGAGCAGAAGUUCUGCAAGCAUUUAAACAGGUCCAGUUGCUGGUGUCUAAUCAGGAUGUGGAUAACUACAAGCAAAUCAAAACUGAUCUUGACCAAUUGCGAUUAACGGUAGAAAAAUCUGAAUUAUGGGUUGAAAAAAGCAGCAGCUACGAGAGUGGAGAACUGGGCGAGGGUCAGGCAAAAGGUGGUGAAGAGCCAAUUGAGGAACCAAAUAUUUUAAGCCCAGUACAGGAUGGGACCAAAAAACCACAGAUUGACAGCAAUAAGAGUAAUAAUUACAACAUUGUUAAGGAGAUUUUGAUUCGACUCAGCAAACUUUGUGUCCAGAAUAAAAAAUGUCGAAUUCAGCAGCAGCGGUUGUUGAAAAAUAUGGGAGCCCACUCAGUCGUACUGGACCUUCUCCAGAUACCCUAUGAACAGACUGAUGAGAAGAUGAACGAAAUUAUGAACCUAGCUCACAUUUUUCUGCAGAAUUUCUGUCGAGGAAAUCCUCAGAAUCAGGUUCUUCUCCACAAAAACCUCAAUUUGUUCCUAACACCUGGACUUCUUGAAGCUGAAACCAUGCGGCAUAUCUUCAUGAACAAUUACCAUCUGUGCAAUGAAAUUAGUGAGAGAGUAGUGCAACACUUUGUACACUGUAUAGAGACACAUGGACGUCACGUGGAAUACCUGCGUUUUCUGCAGACGAUUGUAAAAGCAGAUGGCAAAUAUGUGAAGAAAUGCCAGGAUAUGGUAAUGACAGAGCUGAUAAAUGGAGGUGAAGAUGUGCUGAUAUUUUACAAUGAUAGAGCAUCAUUUCCAGUUCUCCUUCAAAUGAUGUGCUCAGAGCGAGACCGAGCAGAUGAGAGUGGACCUUUGGCUUACCACAUCACACUAGUGGAGUUGCUAGCAGCAUGUACAGAAGGGAAGAAUGUAUAUACAGAAAUCAAGUGUAAUUCACUCCUGCCAUUGGAUGAUAUAGUGAGAGUGGUGACCCAUGAUGACUGCAUACCAGAGGUGAAAAUUGCAUAUGUGAACUUUGUUAAUCACUGUUAUGUGGACACUGAGGUGGAAAUGAAGGAAAUUUAUGCCAGUAACCACAUUUGGAAAUUAUUUGAGAACUUUCUUGUUGAUAUGGCAAGGGUUUGCAAUACAACUACAGAUCGGAAACAUGCAGACACAUUUCUGGAGAAGUACGUCACUGAGCCAGUAAUGAACAUUGUGAGUGGCUUCUUCAAUUCUCCAUUUUCAGAUAACAGCACCAGCCUCCAGACACAUCAGCCAGUUUUUAUUCAACUGCUGCAGUCUGCUUUCAGAAUUUACAACUGUACGUGGCCAAACCCAGCACAGAAAGCCUCCGUGGAGUCAUGUAUUAAAACUUUGGCUGAAGUGGCAAAGAACCGGGGCACUGCAAUUCCAGUGGAUUUGGACAGCCAAGUAAAUACCCUGUUCAUGAAGAGUCACUCUAAUAUGGUCCAGAGAGCAGCCAUGGGAUGGAGAAUGUCUGCCCGCAGUGGACCUCGUUUCAAAGAAGCUCUUGGAGGACCUUCCUGGGAUUACAGGAAUAUCAUUGAAAAACUGCAGGAUGUAGUGUCUGCCUUGGAGCAGCAGUUCACUCCUAUGAUGCAGGCUGAAUUCUCAGUGCUCGUUGAUGUACUGCACAGCCCAGAGCUGCUAUUUCCUGAGGGGAGUGAUGCUAGGAUAAGGUGUGGUGCAUUCAUGUCGAAGUUGAUUAAUCACACAAAGAAGCUAAUGGAGAAAGAAGAAAAGCUCUGCAUUAAAAUUCUUCAGACAUUACGAGAAAUGCUAGACAAGAAAACUAACUUUGCGGAAGAGGGGAACACUUUAAGGAAAAUCCUUCUAAAUCGCUACUUUAAAGGAGACUAUGGAAGUGGCAUGAAUGGGCCUCUGUCUGGCAGCUACAGCAAAACUGCACAAGUGGGAGCUGGAUUUUCAGGACAAGAUUCAGAUAAGUCUGGGGUAUUGAUGUCUGAUAUUCAGUGCCUUCUGGACAAAGAGGGUGCAUCAGAACUGGUUAUAGAUGUUAUAGUAAAUACCAAAAAUGACAGAAUUUUCUCAGAAGGCAUUUCGCUUGGCAUUGCAUUGCUUGAAGGUGGAAAUACACAAACACAGUACUCCUCUUAUCAGCAAUUGAAGGAGCAAAAAAAGUCAGAAAAAUUCUUUAAAGUUCUAUAUGACCACAUGAAAGUUGCUCAGCAGGAAAUACGAUCAACUGUGACAGUCAACAUGAUUGAUUUGGGAAGCAAGAAAAAGGAUGAUGAUAAUGACCCAACCAUAUCUGUUCCAAAAAAAAGAGUAAGGGAUAUGACACUGCAUCUCAAAGAAGGUAUGAAGGGCCAGUUAACAGAAGCAUCCUGUGCAACAUCCAAAGCUUAUUCUGUGUAUAGGAGAGAAAUGGACCCAGAGGUCGAUCUUAUGGGUGCAGGAACAGAUGCUGCAAAUGCAGAAGAAAAGUCUGCUGAUGAAGCGAUAAUGAGUCCUGCUAUUGCUAUCAUGCAGCCAAUACUGAGAUUCCUUCAGUUGUUAUGUGAGAACCACAACCGAGAGCUCCAGAACUUUUUGAGACAUCAGAACAAUAAAACAAAUUACAACCUUGUUUGUGAGACCCUCCAGUUCUUAGAUUGCAUUUGUGGAAGUACAACAGGUGGACUAGGCCUCCUGGGGCUAUAUAUCAAUGAGAGGAAUGUUGCGCUUGUGAACCAAACUCUUGAGAGUUUAACUGAAUACUGCCAAGGCCCAUGCCAUGAAAAUCAGACAUGCAUUGCCACCCAUGAAUCUAAUGGAAUUGACAUUAUAAUUGCACUGAUUCUGAAUGACAUAAACCCCCUUGGCAAAUACUGUAUGGACCUAGUGCUUCAGCUGAAGAACAAUGCCUCCAAGCUUUUGCUGGCUAUUAUGGAAAGCAGGCAUGACAGUGAGAAUGCUGAAAGAAUCCUUUUUAACAUGAGACCAAGGGAACUGGUGGAUGUAAUGAAGAAUGCUUACAAUCAAGGUCUAGAGUGUGACCACGAGGAGGAGAAUGGUGAUGACAGUAUUUCCCCAAAAGAUGUUGGUCAUAAUAUCUAUAUAUUGGCACAUCAGUUGGCUCGACACAAUAAAACAUUACAGCAGAUGCUGAAGCCAGGGUCUGAUCCAGAUGAAGGGGAUGAAGCCUUGAAGUACUAUGCCAAUCACACAGCGCAGAUUGAGAUUGUUCGUCAUGAUAGGACUAUGGAACAAAUAGUUUUUCCUGUCCCAAAUAUCUGUGAAUUCCUCACUCAAGAAUCUAAAAGUCGUGUACUCAAUACAACAGAGAGAGAUGAACAAGGGAGCAAAGUGAAUGACUUCUUCCAGCAGACAGAGGAUCUGUACAAUGAAAUGAAAUGGCAGAAAAAAAUUAGAAAUAAUCCGGCCCUGUUCUGGUUCUCUAGACAUAUCUCUCUCUGGGGGAGCAUUUCCUUCAACCUGGCUGUGUUCAUCAACUUAGCAGUUGCUCUUUUCUACCCCUUUGGAGAUGAUGGAGAUGAAGGUACACUUUCUCCAUUGUUUUCAGUCCUCCUCUGGAUAGCAGUGGCAGUCUGUACAGCAGUGCUGUUUUUCUUCUCCAAGCCUGUUGGUAUUCGACCAUUUCUAGUAUCCGUAAUUCUCAGGUCUAUAUACACAAUAGGGCUUGGGCCAACAUUGAUACUUCUUGGUGCUGCUAAUCUUUGUAACAAAAUAGUGUUUUUGGUGAGUUUUGUUGGAAACCGUGGAACAUUCACACGUGGCUACAGAGCAGUCAUUAUGGACAUGGCCUUCCUCUAUCAUGUAGCCUACGUCUUGGUCUGCAUGCUGGGUCUCUGCGUGCAUGAAUUCUUCUACAGUUUCUUGCUGUUUGAUUUGGUGUACAGAGAGGAGACUUUGCUAAAUGUUAUAAAAAGUGUUACACGAAAUGGUCGCUCCAUUAUCCUCACUGCAGUGCUAGCUCUUAUCCUAGUCUACCUCUUCUCAAUCAUUGGUUUCCUGUUCUUAAAGGAUGACUUCACCAUGGAGGUAGACAGACUGAAAAACAGAACUCCUGCUGCAGGCCCAGGAGAAGUUCCUACCACAACCCUAACAUCAAUGCUGAAAACAUGUACAAAAGAGAACUGUUCUACUUCAAUACCAAUUACCAAUCCGGGUGAAGAAGAGGAAGAAGAUGGAAUUGAGAGGACCUGUGACACUCUGCUCAUGUGCAUUGUUACUGUGUUAAACCAAGGGCUGAGAAAUGGUGGUGGCGUGGGGGAUGUACUGAGAAAGCCUUCCAAAGAUGAACCCUUGUUUGCUGCACGAGUUGUCUAUGAUCUCCUAUUUUAUUUCAUUGUCAUCAUUAUUGUUCUGAACCUCAUCUUUGGAGUCAUCAUUGAUACAUUUGCUGAUCUCAGGAGUGAAAAACAGAAAAAAGAGGAAAUACUUAAGACAACCUGUUUUAUCUGCGGCCUUGAGAGAGACAAGUUUGAUAACAAGACAGUCUCAUUUGAGGAGCACAUUAAGUCAGAGCACAAUAUGUGGCAUUAUUUGUAUUUUAUAGUCCUCGUCAAAGUUAAAGACCCAACUGAAUACACUGGUCCUGAAAGCUACGUGGCUCAGAUGAUUGCUGAGAAGAAUUUGGACUGGUUCCCUCGGAUGAGAGCCAUGUCCCUCGUUAGCAAUGAGGGUGACAAUGAGCAAAACGAGAUUAGAAACCUGCAAGAAAAGUUGGAGUCCACCAUGAGCCUUGUGAAACAGUUGUCUGGCCAGCUGGCUGAGCUCAAGGAACAGAUGACAGAACAAAGGAAAAAUAAGCAGAGGCUGGGCUUUCUUGGAUCAAACACACCCCAUGUGAAUCAUCACAUGCCACCACACUGAUACCAUGGGGAGAAACUGUGACUAGCCUUUCAUCAGUAUUCUUGCUUUAUUACAGAAUAAAAAGCUGAGAUUGAGAGGAGUGAACAGUGCCUAUUGUUACAAAGUUGAAAACAGCUGAGUGCCAAGAUGUUAAGUGGUUUAGCUCUGGGAACAAUUUGUAACUGUUUUUCAUGGUUGAAAGGGACCAGAACCUAGAAUGCAAGAGAUACAAGAGAGUUUGUCUGUAUUCAUUCUUCAGGCCAAACUCUGCAGGGUUUACACUCUUUGCACUUCAAUUGGCUCGAAUGGUGACUGUAUGCAAUGCAAGUCAGGGCAGUAUUUGGUUGUGUUCUUAGUAAUGUUUUAAGAUUUCUGCUCAAAGUAAUGGAAUACUGAGGCAAGGAGGAAAUAGCUUAUUAGCACACAUGCGACAGUCUUCUUCAGAAUCAAUAGAAGUUAUUUCUUGUCUUACUUGCCAAACAGCAACAUUAGUUAUAUUUGAUUGGCAUUUACUAUUUUUAAAUUACCAUAAAUAUGUCAGUGGGAAAAGUAAUAACAUUGCAGCAAGUUAACUUCUAUUAGAGUGGGGGGAAAAACCCUGAAAAGACUUUUAAAAAAAAGAA
Molecule: messenger RNA, 8854 nt
Organism: Gavialis gangeticus (Gharial)
Lineage: Eukaryota; Metazoa; Chordata; Crocodylia; Gavialidae
Gene: ITPR2
Product: inositol 1,4,5-trisphosphate receptor type 2
Exons: 57
Coding region: 132-8252 (2706 amino acids)
Biological process (GO): calcium ion transmembrane transport
Cellular component (GO): membrane; endoplasmic reticulum
Molecular function (GO): inositol 1,4,5-trisphosphate-gated calcium channel activity; inositol 1,4,5 trisphosphate binding
Source: RefSeq, a predicted model, not a curated record